Uloborus diversus is the source of this 3177-nucleotide messenger RNA. RefSeq names its product zinc finger protein 208-like. NCBI's taxonomy places the organism in Eukaryota, Metazoa, Arthropoda, Arachnida, Araneae, Uloboridae. The record is from RefSeq and is a predicted model, not a curated record. The transcript is spliced from 3 exons. Gene Ontology annotation, molecular function: zinc ion binding; nucleic acid binding. The annotation marks the transcript as partial.
AUGGAUGAUGAAUUUCAUGUUCAUACGACGACACAUACGAAAGAAAAACCAUAUUCUUGUGAAAUUUGUAAAAAGUCUUUUUCUGUUAGUGGAACUUUGAAAGUUCAUAUGAGGACACAUACGAAAGAAAAACCAUAUUCUUGUGAAAUUUGUAAAAAGUCUUUUUCUGAGAGUGGAAAUUUGAAAGUUCAUUUGAGGACACAUACAAAAGAAAAACCAUAUUUUUGUGAAAUUUGUAAAAAGUCUUUUUCUGAGAGUGGAAAUUUGAAAGUUCAUUUGAGGACACAUACCAAAGAAAAACCAUAUUCUUGUGAAAUUUGUAAAAAGUCUUUUUCUGAGAGUGGAAGUUUGAAAAAUCAUAUGAGGACACAUACAAAAGAAAAACCAUAUUCUUGUGAAAUUUGUAAAAAAUCUUUUUCUGUGAGUGGAACUUUGAAAGUUCAUUUGAGGACACAUACCAAAGAAAAACCAUAUUCUUGUGAAAUUUGUAAAAAGUCAUUUUCUGAGAGUGGAAGUUUGAAAAAUCAUAUGAGGACACAUACAAAAGAAAAACCAUAUUCUUGUGAAAUUUGUAAAAAGUCUUUUUCUGUUAGUGGAACUUUGAAAGUUCAUAUGAGGACACAUAUGAAAGAAAAACCAUAUUCUUGUGAAAUUUGUAAAAAGUCAUUUUCUGAGAGUGGAAGUUUGAAAGAUCAUAUGAGGACACAUACAAAAGAAAAACCAUAUUCUUGUGAAAUUUGUAAAAAGACAAAAGAAAAACCAUAUUCUUGUGAAAUUUGUAAAAAAUCUUUUUCUGUGAGUGGAACUUUGAAAGUUCAUUUGAGGACACAUACCAAAGAAAAACCAUAUUCUUGUGAAAUUUGUAAAAAGUCUUUUUCUGAGAGUGGAAAUUUGAAAGUUCAUUUGAGGACACAUACAAAAGAAAAACCAUAUUUUUGUGAAAUUUGUAAAAAGUCUUUUUCUGAGAGUGGAAAUUUGAAAGUUCAUUUGAGGACACAUACCAAAGAAAAACCAUAUUCUUGUGAAAUUUGUAAAAAGUCUUUUUCUGAGAGUGGAAGUUUGAAAAAUCAUAUGAGGACACAUACAAAAAAAAAACCAUAUUCUUGUGAAAUUUGUAAAAAAUCUUUUUCUGUGAGUGGAACUUUGAAAGUUCAUUUGAGGACACAUACCAAAGAAAAACCAUAUUCUUGUGAAAUUUGUAAAAAGUCAUUUUCUGAGAGUGGAAGUUUGAAAAAUCAUAUGAGGACACAUACAAAAGAAAAACCAUAUUCUUGUGAAAUUUGUAAAAAGUCUUUUUCUGUUAGUGGAACUUUGAAAGUUCAUAUGAGGACACAUAUGAAAGAAAAACCAUAUUCUUGUGAAAUUUGUAAAAAGUCAUUUUCUGAGAGUGGAAGUUUGAAAGAUCAUAUGAGGACACAUACAAAAGAAAAACCAUAUUCUUGUGAAAUUUGUAAAAAGGCAUUUUCUCAGAGUGGACAUUUCAAAAUCCAUUUGAGGACACAUACAAAAGAAAAACCGUAUUCUUGUGAAAUUUGUAAAAAAUCUUUUUCUGUGAGUGGAACUUUGAAAGUUCAUUUGAGGACACAUACCAAAGAAAAACCAUAUUCUUGUGAAAUUUGUAAAAAGUCUUUUUCUGAGAGUGGAAAUUUGAAAGUUCAUUUGAGGACACAUACAAAAGAAAAACCAUAUUUUUGUGAAAUUUGUAAAAAGUCUUUUUCUGAGAGUGGAAAUUUGAAAGUUCAUUUGAGGACACAUACCAAAGAAAAACCAUAUUCUUGUGAAAUUUGUAAAAAGUCUUUUUCUGAGAGUGGAAGUUUGAAAAAUCAUAUGAGGACACAUACAAAAGAAAAACCAUAUUCUUGUGAAAUUUGUAAAAAAUCUUUUUCUGUGAGUGGAACUUUGAAAGUUCAUUUGAGGACACAUACCAAAGAAAAACCAUAUUCUUGUGAAAUUUGUAAAAAGUCAUUUUCUGAGAGUGGAAGUUUGAAAAAUCAUAUGAGGACACAUACAAAAGAAAAACCAUAUUCUUGUGAAAUUUGUAAAAAGUCUUUUUCUGUUAGUGGAACUUUGAAAGUUCAUAUGAGGACACAUAUGAAAGAAAAACCAUAUUCUUGUGAAAUUUGUAAAAAGUCAUUUUCUGAGAGUGGAAGUUUGAAAGAUCAUAUGAGGACACAUACAAAAGAAAAACCAUAUUCUUGUGAAAUUUGUAAAAAGGCAUUUUCUCAGAGUGGACAUUUCAAAAUCCAUUUGAGGACACAUACAAAAGAAAAACCGUAUUCUUGUGAAAUUUGUAAAAAAUCUUUUUCUGUGAGUGGAACUUUGAAAGUUCAUUUGAGGACACAUACCAAAGAAAAACCAUAUUCUUGUGAAAUUUGUAAAAAGUCUUUUUCUGAGAGUGGAAAUUUGAAAGUUCAUUUGAGGACACAUACAAAAGAAAAACCAUAUUUUUGUGAAAUUUGUAAAAAGUCUUUUUCUGAGAGUGGAAAUUUGAAAGUUCAUUUGAGGACACAUACCAAAGAAAAACCAUAUUCUUGUGAAAUUUGUAAAAAGUCUUUUUCUGAGAGUGGAAGUUUGAAAAAUCAUAUGAGGACACAUACAAAAGAAAAACCAUAUUCUUGUGAAAUUUGUAAAAAAUCUUUUUCUGUGAGUGGAACUUUGAAAGUUCAUUUGAGGACACAUACCAAAGAAAAACCAUAUUCUUGUGAAAUUUGUAAAAAGUCAUUUUCUGAGAGUGGAAGUUUGAAAAAUCAUAUGAGGACACAUACAAAAGAAAAACCAUAUUCUUGUGAAAUUUGUAAAAAGUCUUUUUCUGUUAGUGGAACUUUGAAAGUUCAUAUGAGGACACAUAUGAAAGAAAAACCAUAUUCUUGUGAAAUUUGUAAAAAGUCAUUUUCUGAGAGUGGAAGUUUGAAAGAUCAUAUGAGGACACAUACAAAAGAAAAACCAUAUUCUUGUGAAAUUUGUAAAAAGGCAUUUUCUCAGAGUGGACAUUUCAAAAUCCAUUUGAGGACACAUACAAAAGAAAAACCAUAUUCUUGUGAAAUUUGUAAAAAAUCUUUUUCUGUGAGUGGAACUUUGAAAGUUCAUUUGAGGACACAUACCAAAGAAAAACCAUAUUCUUGUGAAAUUUGUAAAAAGUCAUUUUCGGAGAGUGGAAGUUUGAAAGAUCAUAUGAGG